This is a messenger RNA of Ananas comosus (pineapple), 941 nucleotides long. RefSeq lists its product as uncharacterized. Bases 1 to 723 code for a protein of 240 amino acids. NCBI's taxonomy places the organism in Eukaryota, Viridiplantae, Streptophyta, Magnoliopsida, Poales, Bromeliaceae. The transcript is spliced from 2 exons. The record is from RefSeq and is a predicted model, not a curated record.
AUGGGGUGGUGGUCCACUAUGGUGAAAAACGUACGGAGACCCUCAACUAUAGACAGUUUAGAAUCAGCCCCACCCCCACAUAACUUUCAAAAUUUUGUUAGAUUUAGUAGUUGUUCGUUUGAAAUUUCACAACCUUUAACUAAAUUUUUCAAGGUGUGUAAAGAUGAAGGGGUAGUUUCAGAUGAGGCUAUCGUUGAGGGGGUAUGCAUACAAUUUAAUCGUCUUCUUAAUCCUACCACGCACACUCUAAAACCCUCAGUUCGAGACCCGCACCUAAUUCCUCAAAUCCCUUCGACAAUGGCGAUCGCCCCCUCCACUCACGCGCAGCUCCUCUCCUCCUCCCUCGCCUUCUUUCUCCUCUUGUUCAUACCAUCUCGCUCCUCCGCUCUAGGGUUUAGGACCUCGGCCAUAUCGUCGGCGCCGAGCGCUCUCCCGCGACUCCCCAGGUACGUCGCGCUCCCGCCGACUCUGGCCCCGGACGUGAUGCCGCGCUUCCCCUCCCCCGGCGCCGGCGGUGGAGUGGGGGCGGCGCCGGCGAGCUCGCUCCCGACCAUCCCCUCGAGCCCGAGCCCGCCCAACCCCGACGCGCUCCCGCAGCCCGACUCGGACAUCGCCCCGCUCGGCGCCGCCGCCUCCGCCGCCGCGGCGCCCGCCGCGGGUGGGGCGGCGUUGGCCGCCGCGGUGGUGGCCGCGUGGUGGUGCUUGGGGAACCACGGGAGGUGAGGGUUGGGUGUGUCGGGGAGCUUUUUUGUGAUUAGAUUAAUCUUUUUGNUUUUUUUUUUUUUUUUUUUUUUUUUUUUUGAGGGAAAUGGGGGUUGGAGAAUGUUAUAAUUUUGUUUGAUUGAGUAUAUGGUUGGUUGGAAUAAAGUUGGUGAAAUUGAUGUGUUUGUAACCGCAUGCGGAUUCAAAUAUAUUGUUCGGUUUGAUAAAUUUGAAUUUAA